Messenger RNA from Fibroporia radiculosa, 1140 nucleotides. RefSeq lists its product as uncharacterized. Bases 1 to 1140 code for a protein of 379 amino acids. Lineage: Eukaryota; Fungi; Basidiomycota; Agaricomycetes; Polyporales; Fibroporiaceae. The record is from RefSeq and is a predicted model, not a curated record. The transcript is spliced from 7 exons. Gene Ontology annotation, biological process: GDP-mannose metabolic process. Gene Ontology annotation, molecular function: GDP-mannose 4,6-dehydratase activity.
AUGUCUUCCCAAUUCUCCGAUGCACCUGCCCCGUUUUCACCCCUCGUCAAGCUUGAUUUACCCUCUCCCGAAGAAUAUCGCAAGCGCAAGGUCGCGCUGAUCUCUGGUAUCACCGGCCAGGAUGGUUCAUAUUUGACGGAGCUGUUGCUGUCAAAAGGAUACGAAGUUCACGGGAUCAUGCGUCGUUCCUCCAGUUUUAACACCAACAGGCUGCACCACAUAUACGAAGACCAGCAUGAGCGUCCGAACAAGUUCAAGUUGCAUUAUGGGGACUUGAGUGACAGCACCAACCUCGUGUACAUUAUCGCCCAGGUGCAGCCCACGGAGGUAUAUAACCUCGGCGCGCAGUCGCACGUCAAAGUGUCCUUUGAGAUGGCGGAGUACACAGGAGACGUGGAUGGGCUUGGAACCCUGCGGCUCCUGGAUGCGAUCAGGACAUGUGGACUGGAAAAGCACGUACGGUUUUACCAGGCAUCUACUUCAGAGCUGUACGGAAAAGUCGUGGAGACGCCGCAGAGCGAAACUACUCCCUUCUACCCACGCUCGCCAUAUGGUGUCGCGAAGCUUUAUGCGUACUGGAUCACAGUCAAUUAUCGCGAGGCGUACGGGAUGUAUGCUUGCAACGGGAUUCUGUUCAAUCACGAGAGUCCGAGGCGGGGUAGAACAUUUGUAACGAGGAAGAUCUCCCGAGCAGCAGCGGAUAUUGCUCUUGGGAAGCAAUCAUGCCUUUAUCUGGGCAACUUGGAUGCACAGCGUGACUGGGGGCACGCGGCCGAUUACGUCGAGGGUAUGUGGCGCAUGUUGCAGCAGGAAAAGCCGGAAGAUUUUGUCUUGGCAACCGGUGAGACGCAUCCCGUCCGUGAGUUCGUCGAGAAGUCUUUUGGGAUCCUUGGCAUGGAUAUAAAAUGGCGAGGGUCUGGAACGGCCGAGGAAGGCGUAGACUCCAAAACUGGCAAGGUCGUCGUUAAAGUUGACUCCAUGUACUUCCGUCCCGCCGAAGUCGAGCUGUUGCUCGGCAAUCCUGCCAAGGCUGAACGUCUGCUAGGCUGGAAGCGAAAAGUUGACUUCAAUUCGCUCGUGAAGGAAAUGGUCGAGGCGGAUCUCAAUGCAGCUAAGUCGCUCAUUGAGGAUCAGAACUAG